AUGAACGACGAGGCAGAUAACACUCAAUCUCAAUCUCAAUCUGAACGCAAUCUCAAUCUCGGAUCGACAUCUAAUCGUAACGACCCAUCGUCAUCAUCAAGUCACUUGUUAACUGUCAAUAACGAAGCAACCACAAAUCCUCGUGCGACACGAGGAAAGCAGAGAAGACAAUCAGACAUCAUUCCACAAUCACAACCUUCGACCGAAGCUAUAACCACUCGUCGAUCAGCCAGACUAUCUAUAGGUGGUAACACAAUUUCCGCAUCUUCCCUGGAUCUCCCUGGUCCCGAAAGCUCAGGUGGCAAGGGAAAGAAACGAGUUCAUAUAGAAGAAACACCCCAAGCAGGAAGUAGCAAGAAGAAAUCCCGGGCUUCACUACCUCACGCAUCUGUCCCUUCUGAAACCUCUCCCAUCGAUAGGAAAGGAAAGAAGCGAGCUCCACGAUCACCUUCGCCUCCUGUAUCUGACCAUAAUCCAUCAAUCACCGAAGCUAGCAUCAAUCGCACCAAGAGAGCAUCUAUCACUUCUACUGGCAGUGGAAGAUACGAUCUAAGGCAUAAGUCCGAGGAGGAAAUCCAACCUACCACCCCCGCUGCAAGCUCCAAAGGCAAGGGUAAGGCGAAAGCUGUUGUCAAAGGAAAAGCAAAGCCAAAGAAAGCAGCUUACAAAAUGCCUAAGAAAGCAAACCCAAAGCAGAAGCGCCCAACUCUCGGAUCAUCCAGUGAUAGAACCAAGAAAGGAGAUACCUCUGCCAGACACCUGGUCGACGAUCACAUGGAUGAUGAUGACUCGCUUUGGAUGGAUGAACCCGGUGGAUCUGGCCGCGGUAUCUUAGACGAUGAAGAUGAAGACGAUGAGCACAUGGAGGGAUCAGAACAUGACGAUGAUGAAGACGAGGACGAGGAUGAUGAUGACGAAGAUGGUGAAGGCGAUGCGGGUAAUCGCGGAGGAGGUCCAGGUGGAACUGCCUAUGAUCGACUCGCUCGACUUGCCAGUGAUACCGGUCUCCACCUUGAUGAAGCGACUGCGGCUGCUAUCUUCGGAGGUGGAUUCCGUGCAUUUGGAGGUAUGAUGUCAGGUCUUUCCAACCGGUUCAAACAAUUGAAGACCAACCUUCAAUCCAAAAAUGUUGCCACACGACUAGCCGCUUUGAGAGAAUGUAGCGAACUUCUUCUGGUCAGUAACGAAGAUACCCUUGGUGGUGCAUUUUCCCCUACAUCCUUCGCCACCGAGUUCAUCGCCAUACUUAAUGGUAAACCCAACAUCAACGAAGAUCAAGAUAGCGGCGAUGAGAAUCAGGGAUUAGACGAGAUGGAUGAAGAUGCUCAACUUGCUGCUGCAUUAGCAAUGAGUUCUGGAGGCAUGAUGCCAUCGGGAGAUCAAGAUGAUAUGGAAUGUCAACUUCUGGCCUGUAGAUGUCUAGCUCAUCUGAUGGAAGCUCUCCCCGGUUCUGGUCAUACCCUAGUUCAUCUGGGCGCUGUUCCCGUCCUCUGCUCCAAGUUGGCUGAAAUCACCUAUAUAGAAUUGGCUGAACAAACGUUAAGUACCCUCGAGAAGAUCUCCGCGGAAUACCCGGCAGCCAUUGUACGAGAAGGAGGUCUUGGCGCUCUUCUCAAUUACCUCCCCUUUUUCUCGACUAAUGUUCAGCGAACUGCGGUGACUGCAGCUGCAAAUUGCUGCCGAAACAUCUCGAACGAACAUUACGCCCAAAUCAAGGAAGUUUUCCCUAUUCUCCGAGAUACCCUCAGCUCAGGUGAUCAACGACUUGUCGAACAAGCUACUCUCGCUGUAGUCAGAACCAUAGAAUCUUAUCGACAUAACGCUGAACACCUCGAAGGCCUUCUAGAGGUUCCUACUAUCACAGCAAUCGAUGCUCUUCUCAUGCCUUCUGGAGGAUCACCACUUGUAUCUCCAUCAACUUACACUCAUCUUCUCAAAGCCCUAACUACCUCAGCUCGAGGCUCCGCCAAGGUCUCUCUCGCUUUCCUCGAAGCUGGUAUGACCAGUACAAUCUACCAGAUACUUACUGGUGUUCUCCCUCCAGCCCAUGACGAAGAUGAACAAGGUGGCUCAUCAGGUGGACAAGGUCUUGCUGGUGGAAUAGCCGAUAUGGCCGUCCUUCAGAAUCUCGCUCAUCGUCCUAAAGAUCAAGUCGAAGAAGCCCUUGGUCUGAUAUGCGAAUUACUUCCACCUACACCACGAGAAGGUGUUUUCGACCCUAAAGGAUAUACCGAGAAAAACCUUGCCAGAGUCAAGAAAGGGCGAAAAGUAGAUAGAUCUGAUCGACCUGGUGCUCCUAGGCGUAGUAGUCGAGUUGCAGAGGCUACCUCUGGCGCUUCGACUGGUCCUCCUACACCAUCUGGCGGCAACGCCCCACUUCCCGCCGACGCUGCCACACCAACUGCUGUUGCUUCAUCUUCAGCGUCAUCGCGGGAAGCUGCCAUGCUCAAAGCACUGAAAGAGGCAAAUGCUCAAAUGGAACAACGAUUCGAAUUACUUCAAUCCAACCCGGAGAUCAUUGGCAAAUUCAUCAAAGCAGUUGUACCAGUUCUUGUCGAUGUCUACGCUGCUUCAGUCGUAUUCAGAGUCAGAGCCAAAGUGUUGAGUGGUCUGGUCAAGGCUAUCGCUUUUGCCAAUGCAGAGCAGCUGAAGAGUACCUUGAGAUCCGUACCCAUGGCGAGCUUCCUCUGCGCGAUCAUUUCAUCGAAGGACAAUCCCACCUUCGUUCAGCAUGCUUUGCAAUUAGUCGAACUUCUUGCUACCAAGAUACCAGAAGUCUAUCAAGCCUCUUUUCUCCGUGAGGGUGUGGUUUUCGAGAUCGAUGCUCUGGCAGAACAGGAAAUGGCAAAGGAAAAGGCUGCCAAGGAAGCCGCGCUUGUCAAGGCUGAACCUAAAGAAAACGAAGAACCAGCUGCGGCACCUUCCAUUAGCACACCGACCAAUGCACCUGCUAUUCCCGAGGAUCUGAAGCCGCUUCUCUCCUUGGCUAGCAUCCCAGGCGGUAUCCCGCUUCUCGGUGAAAGCCCCAGUGGACCAUCUACACCUAAACGAUCAUCCAGCUCAUAUCUCGAUCCUAGCGAUGCCAACAUCGUACGAGCUCGUAUGCUUCAAGCCAAGAAAAUAUUUGAUGUCGAUGGAGAUCAUCACCAAGCGGCUUCUCAGGUCCUCGACGAGAUUAGCGCGAUGGUACAGAAACUCUGUCGAAUGGAAGCAAAUGAAGCUGAGCUAAGGGAUACUCUUAGAGACAUCGCAUCUAGAUUUUCUAAUGUCGAUCAAGCUCUAUCAAGUUUCGAAUUGCUCAAGAGUGGUCUAGUUGAUGGUUUACUCGAAUUCGUCGACAUUGAUGGAGAAGUCUCUUCCUCAGAUCGAAGAUUGAUGCUAUUCGAAGUGUUCUCCGAUACAUCAUUAUACAAUCCUUCACCUCUCACCAUGCUUGUCAAACGACUUCACGAAAGUCUUGGACGACUCGAAAACUUCGAUGUGGAAAUCGCAUUCGGCGGUGGUACCGACGCAUCAAGACCAUCUGCUUCUAGCUUGAGUCGAACCAUGCGCAUCAGACUUCAAGCUGAGGAAGGUGAAGAUAUUCCCAAACAGGUUUCUACCCUUAGCGUUACUAUACAGGCUAUCGCGUCAAUGCAAGCGCUCAAUGAUUACCUUAGACCUCGAGUCGCAGAUGGAAAUUAUGGUUCAGGUUUAUCAAGAAUGUUUGCUGCCUACGCGGCAGGUAUGCCAGGAGGUGGAGGCAACCCUACUUCCCGACUUCUCUCUGCACUGGCUGGAGGCGAGGGACCUUUGAGUCGACUUGGAGAUACCUCAAUGGCUACUGCAGGUAGUUCAGCAGCAGCUACCGCUGCCACUAGUACAGAGAACAAAGCGGAACCGUCGACCGAGAGAAAUAAAGCUGAGGAAGCUGAUAAAGCCGAACCAUCGUCUAAACCACAAAGAAGGAGAAGCGCAAGACUUAGUGCUCAAGGGACUGGCGAAAGCUCCCAAUCAGUAUCAGCUACUGCUGCGGCUGAGCCCUCCACACCUGCACCAGCCGCUGCUGCAUCAAUUUCCGCUAGUGGACCGUCAAUCUUCCCUCAUAUGCCGAUGGAUAUGGAUUUCGAUGAGGAUGAUUACUCGGAAGAGGAUGAGUAUGGUCAUGAGGUGUUCGAGGAGGAAAUGGAAGAGGAAUUAGCUAGACCAACAGAAAGCGUUGUUAACAUGUCUGUUGCCGCUGAUGGUUCCCGAGUCGAGGCCAAGACACCUGAAGGCACUCGAAUUGCUACCCCUCAACAAAACCCACAAGCUGCAACUGCGACUUCAGGCCCUGGCCCAUCAGCUAGUGGAGCUGCUACCCCUCGUGGAUCAUCAUACGCAGGAGCUGUCAAGACUGCCCCUACUGACUGGCAUCUGGAAUUCAAUAUCAACGGGAAUAAGCUGUCUCUGAAUGAUACUCUGUAUGGUGCGGUUCACAGGAAUCAGGACUCUAUAUCUGGAGGUGGCUCUGCCGGAUACGGUGGAAUCUACAAUAUGCCUGUGACGAUCAAAUUCAAGAAAGUUGAGGGUCCCGCUAAAUCAGAUGCACCUGUCGAAGCGCCUUCUCCUGCUUCCGUCACCAGUUCUUUCCCCGCUGGUCUCGAGCCUGGAACUCCUACAUCCAAGAUUCUCAGGUUACUCAGAGUCGUACAUAAUCUGUCCGUGGACGGCAAAGACGCCUUUGGACUGUCGGGCAAUGCGCUAGAUGAAAAUUUGUUUGUCAACAACAAGUUGACUGCUAAAUUGACCAGACAAUUGGAAGAGACAAUGAUAAUCGCUAGUGACUGUCUUCCUGAAUGGGCUGUCGAGCUUCCCAAGCACUUUUCGUUCCUCUUCCCUUUCGAUACUCGAUACAACUUCCUCCAAUCCACUUCCUUCGGCUAUGGUCGAUUAAUCUCCCGAUCUCAACAAGGCGGCAAUUCUCGAAACGGCAGACGAGACGAUGUAUCCCACUUGGCUCGUCUGGUGAGACAGAAAGUAAGGAUAUCCAGAUCACAAUUGUUAGAAUCGUGCUCCAAAGUUUUAGAGAUCUAUGGAACGUCGACGGGUAUAUUGGAAAUUGAAUACUUCGAUGAGAUCGGUACGGGAUUAGGGCCAACUUUGGAAUUCUAUUCUUUAGCUAGUAAAGAAUUUGCGAGAAGGGCAUUAAGUAUCUGGAGAGAUGAAGAUGAGACGAAAGAGGGUAAUUACGUAUUCCAUCCUAAAGGAUUGUUCCCUUCACCACUUAAUGAGGGUUCAAGCGGUUCAGAAUCCAGAUUAUCGUGGUUCAAGACUUUAGGAUUGUUCGCUGGAAGGGCAUUGCUCGACACGAGAAUCAUCGAUGUCAACCUUAAUAGAGUAUUCUUGAAGUUGAUACUUGGACAGCCGGUCAAGAAGACCAUUGCGACGCUAAAGGCUGUCGAUACUGGUCUUGCGAGAUCUUUGGAGAGACUGCAAGCUUACUCAUACGCUAGAAAGGAGAUCGAAGCGCUCAAACUGCCCGCUUCGACUAGACGCACCAAGCUUGCCGCUCUUACAGUAGGAGGAGCGAAGUUGGCCGACUUAUCUCUUGAUUUCACGUUACCAGGGUACAACAUCGAGCUUAAACCUGGUGGAUCUCAUGUCGACGUGGACGAUUCCAAUUUGGAAGAAUACCUUGAGAGAGUCCUGGAGAUGACUUUAGGUAGUGGGGUCGAAAAACAGGUCAAAGCUUUCCAAGAAGGGUUCUCAAUGGUUUUCUCUAUAAGAGAUAUGAGGAUCUUUUCACCUGAAGAGUUGGGAUUGUUGUUUGGUAAUGCCGAAGAAGAUUGGUCAAGAGAGACACUCGAACAAUCGCUCAAAGCUGAUCAUGGAUAUAACCUCGAUUCUCGAGCUGUCCAGAAUUUGCUGGAAGUCAUGGUGGGAUAUGACAAAGAACAACGAAGACAGUUCUUACAGUUCAUCACCGGUGCACCUAAACUCCCUAUCGGAGGAUUCAAAGGUCUCACCCCACCCUUCACGGUCGUUAGGAAACCUCACGAGCCACCUUUCAAAGCUGAUGAUUAUCUACCGAGUGUAAUGACAUGUGCUCAGUAUUUGAAAAUGCCUGAUUAUUCGACAAAAGAGAUUCUCGCUGCUCAGAUUGAAAGGGCUAUGAAAGAUGGUGGAGGAUCUUUCCAUCUUUCUUAG
Kwoniella mangroviensis CBS 8507 is the source of this 6168-nucleotide messenger RNA. RefSeq lists its product as uncharacterized. Gene Ontology annotation, molecular function: ubiquitin protein ligase activity. The transcript is spliced from 16 exons. Gene Ontology annotation, cellular component: nuclear speck. The record is from RefSeq and is a predicted model, not a curated record. Gene Ontology annotation, biological process: protein polyubiquitination; proteasome-mediated ubiquitin-dependent protein catabolic process. The coding region runs from base 1 to 6168 and encodes 2055 amino acids. NCBI's taxonomy places the organism in Eukaryota, Fungi, Basidiomycota, Tremellomycetes, Tremellales, Cryptococcaceae.